UCCUGUUUUGACACGUUUUUAUGGCCUACGUUUGCUACAGAUACUCUGCUUCAGUAGUUGGUGUUUUUAAACAUAUUUCGUCAAAUGUAUCUCUUGUAAACACGAUAAAAAUGGAAGCAGUAGAAACAGUUCGUAAGUAUUUACGUGAUCAAAAUCGCCCGUAUAAUGCUAUUGACAUAGCUACAAACCUACAUAAGGAAUUUGGAAAGGCUGUUAUUCAAAAAGCCUUGGAUAAACUGGUCGACUUAGAUGAAGUUAUUGUGAAAGUGUAUGGCAAACAAAAAAUUUACGGCAUAAAACAAAGUGGUGAUUCCAGUCUUGAAAAUUUAAAUCAGAAAUUGAAAGACCUUGAUGCAGAGGAGCAGAAAAUUUCAGCAGAGCUGCAACUUGUUGAAAAAGAUCUGAGUAAGUGUCAAAAGAGUUUAAAAGAACUAAAAUCAGAACCAGUCACUGAAGAAAUUCGCACUGAAAUUAAAUUAUUGGCCUCUAAAAUUGAAGUGUUGAAUGCAAAGUGGGAGAAUAUAAUUGAAAAUCCUGUUAAGAUUUCGGCAAAAGAAAAAGAUGACAUUGUUAAGGAACAUGAUAAAUAUGUCAGAGAGUGGCGGAAAAGAAAAUCAACAUGUAUGCUUAUGAUAGAUACAAUUUUGGAAAACUACCCAAAAACGAAGGCAGAGUUUCUUGAAGAAGUGGGUAUUGAGACUGAUGAAGCAGUGAAAGUUUGCAUUCCAAAUUAAAGUUUAUAGUAUUGUUAUCUCUAAUUGAACAUAGUUCACUCUGCUUUUCUGAACAAGUUAAUAUUUUGUAAAGACACUUCAAUUCUUGGCUUUAAUACUGCUGAUACAUUAUCAGCUGAACAAAAAAUGUUGUUAUGUGUAUGUAUAGUGUGGACUAGAAGUCUUAUAAGCUGGGCUCUUUAGUUCUAUGAUCAUGAUUUUCUUGGAACGUACCUGCAUAACCAAACCGUAGAUGGAGCAACAUAUUCCCAAUUUGGCAUAGCCCAGUUACAUAGUAACUGUUCUAAAAACAUUUACUAUUGUAAUGAUGCUGGUGUGUGUAUUUGUCAACACAAAAAACUUAAUAAAACUUUUUUUUUGUCAAAAAGUUUCAACGAGUUCCGCUAACAGAAAUGUACAUGGUGUGUCACGGGUAGCAACUCACUUCAGUUUUUAUCAUUUUUUAAUAUACCUAAUUCUUCAUUGUGAUUCUUUGUGCUUCCUCUAGAUCAACUUUAUUUAACCCUCCAAUCCCACGGUACAUACAAUUUAUUUUGUUUCAACUUUAAUUCAAAUAAACACACACUAGCACUAAAAUUCCAAAAGUACUUUAUUCAAACACUAGAGAUAUUCCUGUGUUUACCCUGAAAACAUAAUUUCUGAAUUCCUACUGGUUUCUGAGAAAUCACCAUUUAUAACUUACAUUAUAUUGCGUGUACACCGACGUGCCCGCUGCCACUUUUUGCUUUCCUGUGUGGGUCUAUGGUUGUAUGAUUUGGAGAAAUUGAGUUCAAUCGUGAGGAUGGUUGAUUACGUUAGGUUAGCUACAUUAAAAAUACUUCAAAACAUUGCGAACAGUUGGUUUGGUUAGUACCUAUAGCUACAUUAAAAAUACUGUAAAAUAUUUUUAAUGUUUGCUUAAAAAUUAACCAAUUUUAUACGUAGCUAUCCUGACCUAAUCAACCAUUCACAUGAAUUCACAAUAUUUUUUAUGUUGUUGUACUAACCCAACCAAAUGUCCACAUUCUUUUGAAGUAUUUUUAAUUUAGCUAACCUAAUGUAAUUGACCAUUUUCUCAAUUUAACUAAAGUUCUACAAAUCAUACACACAGAUCCACACGAGAAAGUAAAAAUAGGGGCGGCUGCAUCAAUUUCUCAGAAACCAGUAGAUAUAUAGAAACAUGUUUUCAGGGUAAAUAUAGGAAUGUCUCUAGUGUCCAAAAUAAGUAUUUUAGGGAUUUUAUUAUUUUAUGGAAAAGCCUACCUGUAAGAAUAUUACCCUGUGUUGACUUUUUCUUUACUUGCUUUCAUUAUUAAUUUUUUUAUGUCAUUGCGGAUUACACUCCAUUCUUUACAACAAAUAAUUUUGUUGCUUUUCCUACACUUGCAUUCUGCUCAAUUUCCGCAACAUACUAACGGUGAACAUCUUUGGUACCUACUGGUAGAGUACACAAAGGGAUAGUGCUACCCCCACCAAUAUGGUUCUCUUCCUCUACUUCCCCCAGCAUCCUGCUUACACUUUACUCUCUUCACUGCCACACUAAUGGAUUACAAUACUUCUGGCCCAUGGAAUUCUUUAUAUUUAAAGUAGAUUGUGCCUUAAUCAUUUUGGUUUUAAUAAUUAUUGCUCAGGGAAUUGUAUUGAUAGUUUCUUUCUUCUAGUUUGUGUUUUUCUGUGAUAGAUGGCUUGCUAUAAAUUUACACUCACUGAGAUUUUUCAAUUGUUUGUCCACAGUGUUGGGUAAACUUGUUAAGUGAACUGUAAAGCUAAGAUACACAAGGGCCAUUCCACACCAAAUCAACCAAUGGUCAAAACAUGAUUUCUUCAGAUAAAAAAUAAAAAGUUAGAAUUUUUUAUCACCUUUAGGUUUUGAGUUAUAAAUUUUUGAAGAGUUAAAAAACUCUAGUUUAUAGGAACAUUUUGAUAUAUUUAAAAGCAUGUAACUAAAACUGUUUGUCCUAGAAAGCUCACAUUUGUACCAUUCUACUUAGAAUGACAAGGGCUUUAAUUUGACAUAUAACUUGAGUGUAUCAUAUCACUUUAUAUUUCAUGCCAAACCUCCCUUAGUAAGUUAUACAAAGUUUUGUGAUGGUAUUCCAAUGGUAUCAUAUUGGAAUGAUUUUGUAUGUAAAUUAAUGCAUAUGGAAAUUCUGUUAAUUUGUUACCUGUUAGCCUAAAUAAAAAUUCAUCUUUUAAACAA
This is a messenger RNA of Bacillus rossius redtenbacheri, 2913 nucleotides long. RefSeq names its product homologous-pairing protein 2 homolog. Lineage: Eukaryota; Metazoa; Arthropoda; Insecta; Phasmatodea; Bacillidae. Gene Ontology annotation, molecular function: double-stranded DNA binding; recombinase activator activity. Gene Ontology annotation, biological process: meiotic joint molecule formation; meiotic strand invasion involved in reciprocal meiotic recombination; homologous chromosome pairing at meiosis. The record is from RefSeq and is a predicted model, not a curated record. The transcript has a single exon. Gene Ontology annotation, cellular component: DNA recombinase auxiliary factor complex; condensed nuclear chromosome. The coding region runs from base 21 to 734 and encodes 237 amino acids.